Molecule: messenger RNA, 4652 nt
Organism: Dreissena polymorpha
Lineage: Eukaryota; Metazoa; Mollusca; Bivalvia; Myida; Dreissenidae
Product: PR domain zinc finger protein 5-like
Exons: 10
Coding region: 340-3102 (920 amino acids)
Biological process (GO): regulation of transcription by RNA polymerase II
Cellular component (GO): nucleus
Molecular function (GO): RNA polymerase II cis-regulatory region sequence-specific DNA binding; histone methyltransferase activity; DNA-binding transcription factor activity, RNA polymerase II-specific
Source: RefSeq, a predicted model, not a curated record
UGCUUCCGGUAAAAUGUAAACAUUCCCAAUUUUAAUCUUGAUCCUGAUCUUGAAGUGUUACGGUGAAACAUUGAAAACAUUUACUAACCGCGCGUGCGUCAAGUAGCUGUAAACUUACUCAGUUUUCGUGCCUCCCUCUAGUUUGAUUGAUAAACACAGAAACUCGUUUGUAUCUGUUUGUGAACCAAGUCCGUUGGAAGAGAGUUCUAGUCACAUAUUGUGUUUGGAAUAAAACUGAACUUCAAAAGACGCGUACAUAGAAGAGUCCUCUUUUGGCGGCCUCAACAAAGUUCAAAAUAAGAAAACAAAAAAACAGAAAGCAAUACCAGGGAAAGAGACAUGGAAAGGGAGAGUGGGAUUAUAAAGGACUUUGAUUCCACAACCCAAACUAGCGCAAACACUAUGUCUGCUAGGGUUAGUGUGGUGACCUUAAAUUCAGACCGAAAACUAGGUGACUUUAACUGUGUUUGCGUCAAAAUCGAGACUGAUGAAUGGUAUAAUGCGACUGCUGAUUUGUAUUCUGUGUGUGCCAAAUCAGAACAGGUUCUAUGCGAUCAGAAACAACCAGAUUGCAGCAAACAAGAUGGCUUCAAUUUAGUGCAUGAACAAAGAGGAUGUUUACAGAUGGAUCAAGAUUACACCAAACAAGAUGGCUUUACCUCUGAAUGUGAGAAAUCAGAACAGACAGAAUAUGAAAUUAUGCAACAAGAUGUCACCAAUUCUGUAUGUGUGAACAGAAACACGAUUGCCCAUUCAAAUGCAUAUACAGCACAAGAUGAGCUCCACUCUGUGUGUGGGAAAACAAAGCUGUCUCUAAAUCCAAUUACAAACCAGAGUUAUAUAACAAAAAAUGACCUCAGUUAUGUUUGUGUUAUAGCUAAACAGUAUAUAAAUACAGGUGUGGACCAUGGGAAUACAACAGCAAAUGAUCCAGAUGCUUUAUGUAAUCAUACAAAUUCAAAAACACCAGAGAAUCAAACCAAACUGGCCAACCUAAAUUCAGUAUUUUUACCUAGCGAAGAGAUUGAACUUUCAAAUGUUGACCAAUAUUGUGCUAGAGCAACUGUGGAUGGAGAGACAAUGAAAAUGGACCAUUGCUCAGACCUUAAUGUUCAAAGACAUUCAAACUCUGAAAAAGAUGACUCAGAUGAUGACUUUGUAGAGAUAUUCUUGGAAAGAGAUAAAAGGAAAAGCGAGAGCUCUAAUUCAACUCUUGCGGCACCAAAGAGAUUUCGAGGUGAAGAUUCCUCCAGUGGCAUAGUCCAGCCAAGGUGUCCUUCAGCAAGAGAGAAUGCAGAGAUUGCUGUGACAACGACUGUACCCCUUUCUCUGAAACCAGCUAAGAUGAAAUUGAACGCAACGUCUGACCGAGUGAAGAAGGUUAAUACCGUUAAGAGGAAGAAGAAAGCCAAGACCCCAGAAAAAGACAAAAAUGACUACAGUCUUCAAGAGAGGAACCUAGCCAGCUGUAUGAACUUGCAACCUAGAGAUAAUGACCAUUUUCUCUACUGUGGAGAAUGCAAAAAGGAGUUUGAAGGGGACUGCCCUGUCCAUGGACCCUAUAACUACAUACAGGACAAAGAGGUGCAAGAUGGGGACUCCUUUAAAGCUGACCAUACCUUGCCAGAUUGCCUUGUAAUCAAAACGUCCAAAAUAGCUGGAGCUGGUCUUGGAGUAUUUUCCAAAGAGGGACUGGAAUCCAGGGUCAUGUUUGGACCAUAUGGGGGCGAUAUCGUUGCUGACAACCAGAAGUCAGGAUAUUGCUGGCAGGUAAAGAUAUAUAAGGAAGGCAACGCGAGCCAUAUUGUGGAUGCCCAGAACAAGGCCACCUCUAACUGGAUGAUAUACGUGAACUGUGCAAUGACGGAGGCAGAUCAGAACAUUGUAGCAUUCCAGUACAAAGGAGGCAUCUAUUACUGCACAAUGAAGCCAGUUUCACCAGGAGAGGAAUUGCUGGUCUGGUACGGUGACGAAUUCGCCAGAGAACUUGGCGUCAUGAGAGACAAAAACGUGUGCAUUGAUUCCAGUAAAAACAGUGGUCACUUGAAGAUACACAUGAGGAAACAUACAGAAGAAAGACCAUACACGUGUGAGGUGUGUGGCUAUGAAUGUAAACAGAAAGGUAAUUUGAAAAGACACAUGAGGAUACACACAGGAGAAACACCGUACACGUGUGAGGUGUGUGAUUAUGAAUGUAAUGAGAAAGGUAAUUUGAAGAGACACAUGAGGAAACAUACAGAAGAAAGACCAUACAAGUGUGAGGUGUGUGGCUAUGAAUGUAAACAUAAAGGUAAUUUGAAAAGACACAUGAGGAUACACACAGGAGAAACACCGUACACGUGUGGUGUGUGUGAUUAUGAAUGCAAAGAGAAAGGUAAUUUGAAGAGACACAUGAUGAUACAUACAGGAGAGAAAUGGUACAAGUGUGAAGUGUGUGGCUUUCCAUGUAAACGUAGAGGUCACUUGCGGACACACAUUAGGAUACAUACAGGAGAAAGACAGUACAAGUGUGAAUUGUGUGGUUAUGAAUGUAACAGGAGUGGUAACUUGAAGAUACACAUGAAGAUGCAUACAGGAGAGAGACCAUACACAUGUAAGAUAUGUGAUUAUGCAUGUAAAGAGCGUGGUUCGUUGAAUAGACACAUGAGAAUACACACAGGAGAAAGACCGUAUAAAUGUGAGGAGUGUGAUUAUGCAUGUAAAUAUAGUAAUCAAUUGAAGGAACACAUAAGGAUACAUACAGGAGAAAGGCCGUAUAAGUGUGAGGUGUGUGGUUAUGAAUUUAAACGUAGUGGUAGCUUGAAGAAACACAUGAUGAUACAUACAGGAGAAAGACAGUACAAAUGUGAGGUGUGUGGCUAUGAAUGUAAAUUGAGUGAAAUCUUGAAGAUACACAUGAGGAUACAUACAGGAGAAAAACCGUACAAGUGUGGGGAGUGUGGUUAUGAAUGUAGCCAAAGUGGUACCUUGCAGAGACACAUGAAGAUACAUACAGGAGAGAGACCAUACAGGUGUAAAAUGUGUGAUUUUGCAUGUAAACAAAGUAGUUUGUUGAAGACACACAUGACGAUACAUGCAGGCUUGAGACCGGACAAGUGUUAGGUGUGUGAUUAUGCGUGUAAACAAAAUAAUUUGUUGAAGAUACACAUGAUUAUACAUACAAGCGAGACCGUACGAGUGUAAGGUGUGUGGUUAUGCAUGUAAACAAAGAAGUUUGUUUAAGACACACAUGAUGAUACAUACAGGAUAGAGACCGUGCAGGUGUUGAGUGUGUGGUUUUGCAUGUAAAAACAGUGGUCAGUUGAAGGCACACAUGAUGAGACAUACAGGAGAAAGAUCGUACAGGUGAAAUUGUGUGAUUUUGCAUGAUAAAACAGUGGUCACUUGAAGACACAUGUGAUGAUACACACAGGAGAGAGACCGUACACUUGUAAGAUGUGUGAUUAUGCAUGUAAAGAGAGUGGUUGAUUAAAGACACAGAUGAUGAUCCAUACAGGCGAGAGACCAUACACGUGUUAAAUGUGUGGUUUUGCAUGUGUCCAGAGUGAUGACAUGAAGAGACAUGUGAAGAAGCAUGCUUUGAUAUACUUGUAACCAUAGUGAUGAUUUGAAGAAACGCAUGAGGAUACAUACGGGAGGAAGACUUUAAAUAGUGUUAGGUGUGUGGCUAUCCAUAGAUCCAUGGGAGGAAGACUUUGAAAAGUGUUCGGUGUGUAGUUAUCCAUAUAUCUAUGGGAGGAAGACUUUAAAAAGUUUUGGGCGUGUGGUUAUGAUAUCCAUGUAUCCGUGGGUGGAAGACUUACAAAAGUGUUAGGUGUGUAGUUUCCAUGUGUCCAUGGGAUUCAGACUUUAAAGAUUGUUAAAUGUGUGGUUAUCCAUGUAACCAGAGUGGUCCCUUGAAUACUUGAAGAGGCACAUGAGGUUAUACAAGAAUAUAAACGAAGCAAGAGGAAAAUCAUGAACAUAUAAACACAAAUCUCUGAAACCAGUAGAGACCAAGUGAUGCACGUUUUUUUGCAUGACUUUAUGACACAAUAAUUUAACUCAUUGCUUUGUUAGAGCUGCAUUCCAUCUAAAUUUAAAUUUACUUGUCCAAUGGGUUUUAUAAUUUAAUAUGAACAGUGUCCGAUGCGCCUCCGAUGCGCACACAUCUCCUUACCUGCUUAGCCCAUCUUCAAUUUGAAAAUAUCCGUCUCAUAAUUCACUGUACACUAAACGUCGGAAAAAUGGCGUACUGUUGUUCAUAUUUCCCAUGAGUUUCAUAAUUUGCUUUUAAAGAGAUACUUUUUUUUAUAUCACAUAAACAGCUUUUAUUAUCAUUGAAAGCAGAUGGUGGAGUACUGAAAUUUGGGUUUAAUAGUUUAACUUGCUUGAACCGUUUGUAGGGGUUUUCAUAAAAUAAGCAUUGCUCUUCAAAAAUUGGUGUUCUCUUGGUUACUUGAACGUCAUUUACGACAAGAAGAUAAUUGCUUUGUUCACUUGUAUCUUUUUCAAGGUUUGCUAAAUAUGUUUUCUAGUGUUUUUUUUUCAUUGUGUUCUUCAUGUUCUACUCUCACUCUUAUUAGGAUUAUUCCAUCAAGAUGUUUAUGGUUAAUGUCUUCUUACACCUGCUUUGAAUGAUUUCACUUUUAAUAAAAAAAAUUUCGAUGGUA